Molecule: messenger RNA, 451 nt
Organism: Cyanistes caeruleus (blue tit)
Lineage: Eukaryota; Metazoa; Chordata; Aves; Passeriformes; Paridae
Source: RefSeq, a predicted model, not a curated record
GGGCUUAAUAGUUUAUUUUUUUAAUUCUUCAGGCUGCCUGGAGAUUCAAGAACAAGAAUAGGGUUCAUAACGUUUGACAGCACUGUUCAGUUUUACAACUUGCAAGAAGGUUUAUCACAGCCUCAGAUGCUGAUUGUCUCAGAUAUUGAUGAUAUUUUCCUACCUACACCAGAUAGUUUACUUGUAAAUCUCCAUGAAAGCAAAGAGCUGAUAAAAGAUCUAUUGAAUGCGUUACCAAAUAUGUUCACCAAUACAAGAGAAACACACAGUGCAUUGGGCCCUGCUCUUCAGGCUGCAUUUAAACUGAUGUCUCCAACGGGUGGUCGGAUCUCUGUGUUUCAAACUCAGUUACCAUCUUUGGGAGCUGGGCUUUUGCAUUCCAGAGAGGAUCCCAAUCAAAGGUCAAGCACAAAGGUAAAAACUUCCCUUAUUACUCAUUUCAGAAGACUGA